Molecule: messenger RNA, 1605 nt
Organism: Limanda limanda (common dab)
Lineage: Eukaryota; Metazoa; Chordata; Actinopteri; Pleuronectiformes; Pleuronectidae
Gene: cryl1
Product: crystallin, lambda 1
Exons: 9
Coding region: 88-1041 (317 amino acids)
Biological process (GO): fatty acid metabolic process
Molecular function (GO): NAD+ binding; L-gulonate 3-dehydrogenase activity
Source: RefSeq, a predicted model, not a curated record
UACAGGUUUGAUAGAACAUUUGCUUUUUCUAUUUCUGCAAAGUUAGUGAUCAUCAGAGGUCCGAACCGAACCCGUAAUACCUGAGAAAUGAGCCAGUCCGACAUGAAGAGUAUCACCGUCAUCGGCAGUGGGCUGAUUGGUCGCUCCUGGGCUAUGGUGUUUGCCAGCGGAGGCUACAGCGUGAAGAUCUAUGACAACCAGCCAGGACAGGCUGUUAACGCCAUCGCAGAGAUCAGGAAGCAGCUGCAGGAGCUGGAGGAAGCUCACAUGCUCAGAGGAGAGCUGAGUGCCGGGCAGCAGCUGGCUCUGCUCAGCAGCUACGAUGACCUGGCUCAGGCACUGGAGGGAGCCUUCUUUGUCCAGGAGUGUGUGUUUGAGGACCUCAAGGUUAAGCAGAGCGUCUUCCAGGACAUAGAGCGUCUUGUUGGAAAAGAAGUCAUCCUGAGCAGCUCCACCUCUUGUCUGGUGCCAAGCAGCGUCUUCUCUACAGUCCACAACAAGAGUCGCUGCCUCGUCUCCCACCCGGUAAACCCACCCUACUAUGUCAAACUGGUGGAGCUGGUACCUCACCCAGAGACGGCAGCAAUCGUCAUGGAUACCACCCAUGCUGUGAUGACCAAGGUCGGCCAGGUACCUGUUCGCCUGAGGAGAGAGAUCGAUGGCUUCGCCCUCAACAGAGUCCAGGCGGCCAUCAUCGCAGAGUCCUGGAGGCUGGUCCAGGAUGGCGUUAUCUCAGUCAAGGACAUCGACCUGGUGAUGUCAGAGGGUUUAGGAAUGCGCUACGCCUUCAUCGGUCCCAUGGAAACGAUGCACCUCAAUGCACCUGAAGGUUUGGAAGACUACAUGAAACGCUAUGGCGAGGGAAUAGCGAGGGUCCUGACCUCCUUCGGGCCUGUACCAGACUUCCACGGCGAGGGAGCCAAGAGAAUUAAUCAUGAGAUGUGUGAGCUGAUUCCCAAUGACCAGGAGCACCUGUUGGCCAGGAAGGAGAGGAGGGACCAGCUCCUCAUGGGUCUGGCCAAGCUGAAGAAGGACCACUGAAAUACAUCCAGGGCCCAAACUCUGGAACAUAAAUGAUCAUGACUGCUGGCCGAGAAAAAAAAUGCUGUUCCAUAUUUUUUCACAAUUCGACUUCACUUGAUUACGAUUUUAAAUGUAGGAUUUUUGUGAGAUUUUACAUAGAAAUAAAAUGUAUAAGCUUAUUAAUUGCAGCACAUUGAUAAACAUUGAACAGGAACUAAACUUGUUCCAUGAUGGUGUAAAAGGGAAUCACAGGCACUAACAUAUUUUAUAUAUGACAAUGAGCAUUAUAUCAGUGCAUUUGUGAAGUGAUUCUGAAAACCUGUUUGAUUUAAGUGCCUUUUUUAUGAACAUUAAAAAAACUGUGAAGAACUAUGCAGCAGCGAUUCAAUUUCAACCUUUAUUUUUCAAAAUGUCCAGAACAUUUUUUGUUUUCGUGUCAAUCUCAACCCUCAAGACAGGAGGAUAUUUUGCUAAGUUUUAAAAUGGAAUCAAACAAUGUGAUUUUAUUCACUUAACACAUUGUGUUUUUCAUUUUCAGUUAUCCUUCGGAUGAAGCAAAAUAAAAUUAUGAUAUUGUGCUGA